UCACUGACUGUUUCUCUCUGUCUCUCGCUCUGUCUCUCUCUCUGUCUCUCUCUCAACCUGUCUCUCUCUCUGUCAGGAUGGAUGACUGUCAUCAUGGAUUAUUAAUUAUUAUGUUUUUGCUGCAAACGGAUUCUUUAUACUCAGUUUACAUCAGUGAAAACACAGAUUCUCUUCAUCAGGUUCUGUCAGAGUUCGGUGUCAUUCGUCCAAUCAGGACAGACUCAGGGGGACACUUACUGUCAGUGUCUGUCUCCGCCCACCACCUGCAUCACACUAGAAGACGAGCCCACGAGCCAGAGGACACGCCCAGUGGCGAGGAACAUGUCAGACACAAAAGAGAGACGCAAACAGACACACCCACAUUACAGUUGUCCCUGCCCAUGGAUGCAUCACCAUCCAAUCAGACAAGUCAUAGGUGGUGGGGGAGGGAUCACAUGCCGGAGGAGGAGGAGCUUUACUACAAUGUGACGGUGUUCGGUCGGGAGCUCCACCUCCGGCUGCGCCCGAACACUCGUCUCAUCGCCCCCGCCGCCACCAUGGAAUGGGAGGAGUCAGGACACCUGCACUCUCAGCCAAUAGGCAACACAGGCUGCUUCUACACUGGGGAGGUGUCCAACAUGGACGACACGGCCGUCGCUAUCAGCAACUGCGAUGGACUGGCCGGGAUGAUCCGAACAGGACUGGAGGAGUUUUUCAUCGAGCCAUGGGAUCAACGGAGGACAGAUGGAGGAGAGGAGGAGGAGGAGGAGGAAGGAGGACGACGACACAUCGUUUAUCGCUCCACCGCCAUCAAGAAACAAACGGCUGUCAAUCAAACUGCUGACGACUUCCUCCGAGGCCCUCUCCUAGGUUCUCUCCAUGUGAAGCAGAACAUGUUGUUGCAAACAUCUCGAAGACGACGCUACAUCGAAGAGGCGGAGCUCUUUCACAUCGAGGUGUUGUUAGCGGUGGAUUAUUCUGUCCUUCUUUUCCACGGCCGAGACCACAUUCAGAAAUAUCUCCUGACGCUGAUGAACAUAGUCAAUGAGAUCUAUCAGGAUCAUUCGCUGGGCGCCAACAUCAACGUGGUCCUGGUCCGGAUCAUCGUGUUGUCUCCAACAAAGUCUCAGGAGCUGAUCUCCGUGGGGAACCCUCAGAAGAGCCUAGAGAACGUCUGUGGUUGGUCCUAUCUCCAGCAGAGGGAGCAGAGUCACGCCGAGCAGCACGACCACACCAUCUACCUGACCAGGCAGGAGUUCGGCCCCUCCGGCAUGCAGGGUUAUGCUCCGGUUAAAGGAAUGUGUCAAUUACAUCGGAGUUGUGUCCUCGUCUUGGAGGAUGGAUUUUCUUCUGCCUUUGUAGCUGCACAUGAAACAGGACAUGUGCUGGGGAUGGAACAUGACGGGGAGGUGAACAGCUGUGAUGAGGACGUUCUGUUGGGCAGCAUCAUGUCUCCACGGGUCCAGGCCUCGUUCCAUCGAUAUCAUUGGUCCAGAUGCAGCUGGAGGGAACUUCAUCAACACCUGAAUACCUACGACUGUCUCCGUGACGACCCAUUUAACCAUGAUUGGCCGGCUCUGCCUCAGUUGCCGGGUUUCCAGUACUCGAUGGACCAACAGUGUCGCUUCGACUUUGGACCAGGAUACAGUUUAUGUACUGCAUACACAACUCAUGACCCCUGUAAGCAGCUGUGGUGCAGUGACUACAACAGCCCGUUUUUCUGUAAGACCAAGAAAGGUCCGCCUCUGGACGGAACUCCGUGCGGACUGGGCAAGCACUGCUUUAAAGGUUCCUGUAUGAAGUUGACCCCUGACCUCCUGAGACAAGAUGGCGGCUGGGGAACAUGGAGUUCGUAUGGCAGCUGCUCCAGGACCUGCGGGGGCGGGGUCAGGUUUCGGAUCAGACGCUGUGACAACCCAGCUCCAGCCAACGGGGGGCGCACCUGCCUCGGAAACAGCUACGAGUUCCAGCUGUGCAGCCAAGAGGAGUGUCCCCCCCUGACGGACUUCAGGGAGGAUCAGUGCAAAGUCUGGAAUCCAUUUUUUGAACAUGAUGGAAAGAAGCAUCACUGGCUGCCGUACCAACAUCCUGAUCGUAAAUACACACAUUAUACACAAACACGCAGAGUGAAGUGUGUGUGUGUGUGUGUGUGUUCCAUUGUCGUGUUGUUUGUCACAUACUUGAUCUGUGCAUCUGCAGCUGAUGAGCGCUGUCGUCUGUACUGUCAGUCCGAGGAGACAGCGUCAGUGGUGUCCAUGAACAGAGAGGUGCAUGAUGGGACACCGUGCUCCUACAGCGACGCCUACAGCGUGUGUGUCGGAGGAGAGUGUGAGCAUGUGGGUUGUGAUGGGCAGAUUGCCUCUGACCAGCAGGAGGACAGAUGUGGUGUCUGUGGAGGAGAUAAUUCCAGCUGCAGGAUCAUCAAAGGAAACUUCACGCGCAGCACAAAGAAACCAGGUUACCUGAAGAUCCUCGAGAUCCCUAAAGCGGCGCGACACCUGCUGAUCCAGGAGUUCAAAAGGACUCCCCACGUCCUUGCGGUGAAGAACCAGGAGACGGGUCACCUCUUCCUCAAUGAUGAAGAUGAACUCCCAGGGUCCCGUGUGGUGAUUGAGAAGGGUGUGGCCUGGGAGUACAACAACACAGAGGAGCAGGAGUCUGUCCAAGCUACUGGGCCACUGAAAUAUGGGGUCCUGGUUAUGGUCCGUUCCUAUGGCGACUCCAAGGUGACAGUAUCCUAUAAGUACAUCAUCCAGGACCGUCUCCAGUCCUCGCUGGAGUCCAACUUGGUGCAGGAGGACACCAUCUUCUACGAGUGGGCGCUGAAGAAGUGGUCGCACUGCUCCAAACCCUGCGGAGGAGGGAAACAGUACACCAGGUUCGGCUGCAGGAGGAAGGCCGAUGGGAAGAUGGUUCACAGGAUGCUCUGCUCCAACAUCAACAAACCAAGAGCCAUCAGCCGCCCCUGCAACACGGACCAGUGCAGCUCGCCACGCUGGGUGACCGGGAACUGGGAGGCCUGCAGCGCCUCUUGUGGUCAGACUGGGUGGCAGCGUCGCUGGGUGAACUGCCAGCAGGAGCCCAACCGGCUCCAGCAGCGCUUUGCACACAGCAAACUCUGUGGAGACAACCGACCAGAUGUGAAACGCAGCUGCAACCGUGUCCCGUGCCCUGCCGCCUGGAGAGCCGGGCCGUGGACACCGUGCUCAGUGUCUUGUGGAAACGGGACUCAGGAGCGUCAAGUCGCAUGUUCGAGUCCUGAGAGUUCAACUGGAAACUGCAGUGUACCUCAACCAAUCACAACCCGCAGCUGCCAAGCUCCACCCUGCCGCGGCAACCAGAAGAACGCCAUCAUCCAGUGGUUGUCCAGGUCCAAUGUGGACUUUCCUGCUCCAAAGAUCUCAUCUAGGCAGCGCUGUCGAGGUGACCGGUCGGUGUUCUGCCGGAUGGAGGUGUUGAGUCGGUACUGCUCCAUCGCUGGGUACCGGCAGAUGUGCUGCAAGUCCUGCAGCGAGGGGAACUUCAGCAGUGAGGACCUGCCGACAGCCAACAGCUCAUGGGUAUCGACCACAGAGACGAUAACCUCAGCUUCCUCCUCCACCUGGUCCGACCGCCGUGACAUCACCAGUCAUUUCAUCAGCACGUCACCUCACAGCUUCACUGUGACCCCUCCCCCUUCCAGCAGGAGCAGCACUGACUUCAUAUACGUGGAGUACGAUGAUUAUGACGAGUAUUCAUCCUACGAGGAUCCAUCUCUUCCCUCUGAGUCCCUGGAUAUCGUUCCAACUACUACUACUACUUAUUCUAGUACCACCACAACUACUAGUGCUACUACUAGUACUAGUACAACAAAAAGGUGGCCAAGAAAAACUGCUCCACCACAUGUAUUCGAGGAGAAAACCACCACUACCAGUACAGUUCCCAUGGAAACGGUUCAUGGCCCACAGUCACUGCUGACCCAGACGUUUCCCACCACAACCUCAUUCGAUCCUGAUGACAUCAUCACUGCAACCUCAUCAGGUGGGCGGAGCCUUCAAACUCAAUUCAAUCUGACAGAAACCGAACCAGCGCCGACGUCUUCGUCUUCCAUCUUCACGAUCACAAAGAAGGAGAAGAACUCAGUGGAUGAGGUCCCGUACCGGAUCGUGGGGCUGGACAGGGAAGCCACCAGAGGGCGGCAGAACCACUUUGUCCCACGUAUGCCACCGGUCCGUGAGCGAACACAGAACAAACGUAUCCAGGAGCUUCUGAAUGAGAAACGACGACAGGAUCGUGUGAAGAGAGUGAACAGGAGCAAAGAGAGUCAGACUGGUGGUAAAACGAGCACAUCAUAAAAACACUAAAAUAGGUUUUGAUGUUCACAAUGUCGCAUGUACAGCUUCUCACUUUCUGCUGAUGCUAUCAAACUGUAACGAGGAACUGAAUCAGACUGGAGAGCAAGGUUCUUUCAACGUUCUCAUCUCAACGUUUCCUGAGGUCUACUCCUGUUUCCUCUCUGCUGCAGUCAGAGUCAUCACGGAAACAUGCGGGAGGUAUUUCUGGAUUUCACUGUGUUGAUAUUUGUACCAAAUAAUUGUGUUUCUAAAUAAAGUUACCUCCAGCUGA
Messenger RNA from Platichthys flesus (European flounder), 4584 nucleotides. Its product is annotated as A disintegrin and metalloproteinase with thrombospondin motifs 2-like. NCBI's taxonomy places the organism in Eukaryota, Metazoa, Chordata, Actinopteri, Pleuronectiformes, Pleuronectidae. The record is from RefSeq and is a predicted model, not a curated record. Gene Ontology annotation, molecular function: metalloendopeptidase activity. Bases 78 to 4313 code for a protein of 1411 amino acids. Gene Ontology annotation, biological process: extracellular matrix organization; proteolysis. The transcript has 24 exons. Gene Ontology annotation, cellular component: extracellular matrix.